GGCUUCCGGUCUCCCUGAUGGCCUACGUCAUUUGUAUGCGACGGUUCCGUCCACGCCAGCUGUGGGGCGGGGGUCGCUCGCUGUUCUGUGGCCGGUAUCAGUGCGGCUUUUGGAAAGUGAGCAGAAAGGAGGAACAGAAAGGAGGCUGGGACUCACCUCCGCGCCUUUGGACGAGCCGUGAGCCUCCCCGUGAGCGGGGAGGGCGACAGUCAACUGAGGUCACCCCACGCAAGGCAGGGGAGAGGUUUCGUUCGGCUGAGCCCGCGGGACCCGCCUCAGUCGCCGCCUCUCCGGGCCCCGCUCUCCCCACAGGGUCCCAUGAUGGCGGCGGCGUGGAGGGACCCGGCGCAGAUGUCUGUGACCUUCGAUGAUGUGGCUGUGACUUUCACCCAGGAGGAGUGGGGGCAGCUGGACCUGGCCCAGAGGACUCUGUACCAGGAGGUGAUGCUAGAAAACUGUGGGCUCCUGGUGUCUCUGGGGUGUCCGGUUCCCAGACCUGAGCUGAUCUGCCAGCUGGAGCACGGGCAAGAGCUGUGGACUGUGAAGAAAGACCUCUCCCAAAGCCCCUGUCCAGGUGAUAAAGGAAAACCCAAGAUCACAGAACCUACCAGUUGUGAGCCAGCCCAGUCUGAAGGAGCCUUACUCCAGCAACAACUAACACAAGGAGCCCCAGGGGACUCCCAGGUGGGCCAAACCAAGGAUCAGGAUGGGCCAUCGGAAAUGCAAGAAGGACACUUGAGACCAGGGAUAGACCCCCAGAGGAAGAAGCUCUCUGGGAAAAUGAGCCCUGAACAUGAUGGUUUAGGGACAGUGGAUGGUGUCUGUUCAUGGAUUGUACAGGAGCCAGUCCCUCUGGGAGGUGCUGUCCUUGACCAUGACUCCUGUGGAUCAGUUAGAGAUCCCGUGAUUCGGGAAGAGGAAAACAUCUUUAAAUGCAAUGAAUGUGGGAAAGUUUUUAACAAGAAACGCCUCCUUGCUCGACAUGAGAGGAUUCACUCUGGAGUGAAGCCCUAUGAAUGCACAGAGUGUGGGAAAACAUUUAGUAAGAGCACUUACCUCCUUCAACACCAUAUGGUCCACACUGGGGAGAAGCCCUAUAAGUGCAUGGAGUGUGGGAAAGCCUUCAACCGCAAGUCACACCUUACACAACACCAGCGGAUUCACAGUGGAGAGAAGCCUUAUAAGUGCAAUGAAUGUGGAAAAGCCUUCACCCACCGCUCCACUUUUGUCUUGCAUAACAGGAGCCACACAGGAGAAAAGCCCUUUGUGUGCAAGGAAUGUGGAAAAGCCUUCCGAGAUAGGCCUGGUUUCAUUCGACACUACAUCAUCCACAGUGGUGAGAAUCCCUAUGAAUGCUUUGAAUGUGGCAAGGUCUUCAAACACCGGUCAUACCUCAUGUGGCACCAGCAGACUCACACUGGGGAGAAGCCCUAUGAGUGCAGUGAAUGUGGGAAAGCCUUCUGUGAGAGCGCAGCCCUCAUUCACCACUACGUCAUCCACACUGGGGAGAAGCCCUUUGAGUGCCUGGAGUGUGGGAAGGCCUUCAACCACAGGUCAUACCUCAAGAGGCACCAGCGGAUUCACACUGGGGAGAAGCCUUAUGUAUGCAGUGAAUGUGGAAAGGCCUUUACCCACUGCUCCACUUUUAUCUUGCAUAAAAGGGCCCACACUGGAGAAAAACCUUUUGAGUGCAAAGAAUGUGGGAAAGCCUUCAGCAAUCGGGCAGACCUCAUUCGACAUUUCAGCAUCCACACUGGAGAGAAGCCGUAUGAGUGCAUGGAGUGUGGGAAGGCCUUCAACCGCAGGUCAGGCCUCACGAGACACCAACGGAUUCAUAGUGGAGAGAAGCCCUAUGAAUGCCUCGAGUGCGGGAAGACCUUCUGCUGGAGCACAAACCUGAUUCGACAUUCCAUUAUCCACACUGGAGAGAAGCCCUAUGAGUGCAGUGAGUGUGGAAAGUCCUUCAGUCGAAGCUCAUCCCUCACUCAGCAUCAGAGGGUUCAUUCUGGGAGAAACCCUGUCAGUGUAACAGAAGUGGGAAGACCCUUCCCAAAUGGGCAAUCCUCGGUCAACCUCCAAGAACUCCUAUUGGGGAAAGACUUUUUGAAUGUAACCACUGAGGAAAAUCUUUUGCCAGAGGAAACAUCUUACUCAGAAUCUGAUCAUUCAUACCAAAGAGAAACCCCUCAGUUUUCUUCUCUGUGGGAUGGCAAAUCCACUCCUGCGGUGCUCCGGGCCAACUCCAUCACUCAGGAAUCCGUGCACGGCGUGGAGGCGGCUCUGGGUCACAGAAGGCCCAAGAGAGGCGGGGGAAAAAAACUACACUACCCAGAAGGCUGUGCACCGGGUGUCUGCCGCGGGCUCUGGGCCAAUGACGGCCCAGGACAGGAGCGUUUCCUGCGGCCCAGGCCGGCGGGGGCGGGCUUCCGGCCCUCCGAUUGGUACGUCGUCUGCCUGUGCCGGGCCGGCCCUCCCCGCCUGUGGGGCCGUGGGAGAAGUGCCGGGGGCGUUCCCCAGGCCCGAGCAGGGAGGGGCGGCGAGGAAGGCGGGGUCCGCCUCUGCGUCUUUGCACGGGCCCGACACCCGGCCGCGUCCUCCGUGACGGGGGUGUCCCGUGAGCGCCCCCAGGGGCCCUGGCCUCUGUCCCCUGACGCGACGCCCUGGGUCUGGUGCGCCUUUCACGCCGGGGAAACGGAAGCUCGGAGGGCGACAGUCAGCCGAGGCCACCCCGCUCUGGCAAGUGGCGCCGGGCUGUCCCUAUCCGCAGUGCUGCAGCAGUGUCGGGUCUCUGGCGGGUGUUCAGUCGGUGCGGGAAGGAUGAAUGAAGCUUCCCUCCAAGGCCCGCGCCGCCGAGGCCUGCAGUCAGUGCAAAGCAGUGUCCGCCUCCUGGAGCUUAGCACGGAGCUCAGUCCUUGGGAGGUGUUUGGUCUCAUUGCACCUUCACCAUCGAGAGAGACGGUCUUUGUUCUCAUCCAACAGCCCUACGACCAACACUACUACCUCUCUUUGACUUUCCAGAUGUCUGUGACCUUUGAGGAUGUGGCCGUGACUUUUACCCAGGAGGAGUGGGGGCAGUUGGAGCCCACCCAGAGGACCCUGUACCAGGAGGUGAUGCUGGAGACCUGCGGGCUCCUGGUCUCUCUGGGCUGUCCUUUACCCAAACCAGAGCUGAUCUACCAGUUGGAGCACAGCCCAGAGUUAUGGACGUUGAAGAGAGGCCUCUUCCCAAGCUCCUGCACAGGUGAGAGCACAGAACCUGAGACCACAGAACCUAGUCCUUCUCACCUGGCCUUGUCUGAGGACGUCUCACCCCAGGAACACCUGACUCAGCGAGCCCCAGGGGACUCCCAGGAGGGGCAAGGCAAGGAUCAGGAUGAGCUAUUGGAAAUUCUGGAAGGCCACUCCAGACCAGAGAUAGACCUCCAGAGGGACAUGCUCCCUGGGAAAAUGAGCCCUGAACGUGAUGGUUUAGGGACAGAUGAUGGUCUAUACUCAAGGAUUGUAUGGGAGCGAGUCUCUCCAGAUGUUAUCUAUGAACGUGACUCACACGGACCAGCAAAAGAUCCCUCAAUCCACGAAGAGAAACAUCCCUAUAAGUGUGAGGAAUGCGGGAAAGUGUUUAACAAGAACUGCUUCCUUGUUCGACAUGAGCAGAUUCACACUGGAGUGAAGCCCUAUGAAUGCACAGAGUGUGGGAAAACUUUUAGCAAGAGCACACACCUUCUCCAGCACCACAUGAUCCACACUGGGGAGAGGCCCUAUGAGUGCAUGGAGUGUGGGAAGGCCUUCAACCGCAGGUCACACCUCACCAGGCACCAGCGGAUUCACACUGGAGAGAAGCCUUAUAUGUGCAGCGAAUGUGGAAAGGCCUUUACCCAUCGCUCCAAUUUAGUCUUGCAUAACAGAAGCCACACUGGUGAAAAACCCUUUGUGUGCAAAGAAUGUGGGAAAGCCUUUCGAGAUAAGACAGGUUUUCUUCGACACUACAUCAUCCACACGGGAGAAAAGCCCUUUGAGUGCUUGGAGUGUGGGAAGGCCUUCAACCGCAGGUCACACCUUACAUGGCACCAGCAGAUUCAUAGCGGAGAGAGACCAUUCGAAUGCAACGAAUGUGGGAAAGCCUUUUGUGACAGCACAGACUUGAUACAACACUACGUCAUUCACACCGGAGAGAAGCCAUAUAAGUGCCUUGAGUGUGGGAAGGCCUUCUAUCGCAGGUCACACCUCAAGCAGCACCAGAGGAGUCAUACUGGGGAGAAGCCCUAUGAGUGCACUGAAUGUGGAAAGGCCUUUACCCACUGCUCCACUUUUAUCUUGCAUAAAAGGGCCCACACUGGAGAAAAACCCUAUGAAUGCAAAGAAUGUGGGAAAGCCUUUAGCAAUCGGUCAGACCUCAUUCGACACUUCAGCAUCCACACUGAAGAGAAGCCGUAUGAGUGCAUGGAGUGUGGGAAGGCCUUCAACCGCAGGUCAUACCUCACAAGACACCAGCGGAUUCACAGUGGAGAGAAGCCCUAUGAAUGCAUAGAGUGCGGCAAGGCCUUUUGCCAGAGGGCAAACCUCAUUCGACAUGCCAUUAUCCACACUGGGGAGAAGCCUUUUGUGUGCACUGAAUGUGGAAAGGCCUUCACCUACUGCUACACUUUUAUCUUGCAUAAAAGGGCCCACAUUGGAGAAAAACCUUUUGAGUGCAAAGAAUGUGGGAAAGGCUUUAGCACUAGGAAAGACCUCAUUCGGCACAUCAGCAUCCAUGCUGGAGAGAAGCCCUUUGAGUGCAUGGAGUGUGGGAAGGCCUUCAACCGCAGGUCAGGCCUCACAAGGCAUCAGCGGAUUCAUAGUGGAGAGAAACCCUAUGAAUGCAUGGAGUGCGGGAAAUCCUUCUGCUGGAGCACAAGCCUCAUUCGUCAUUCCAUCAUCCACACUGGAGAGAAGCCCUAUGAGUGUAGUGAGUGUGGAAAGUCCUUCAGUCGAAGCUCAUCCCUCACUCAGCAUCAGAGGGUUCAUUCUGGGAGAAACCCUGUCAGUGUGGCAGAAGUGGGAAAACCCUUCCCAAAUGGGCAAUCCUCAGUCAUCCUCUAAGAACUCCUACUGGGGAAAGACUUGAAUGUAACCACUGAGGAAAAUCUUUUGCCAGAGGAAACAUCUUACUCAGAAUCUGAUCAUUCAUACCAAAGAGAAACCCCUCGGUUUUCUUCUCUGUGAGAAGCCCUGUUGCAGGAUAUCAGUUGUCAUCUGAAGAGUCAUAUUGGAAAUUGACCCAGCCUAGAGUCUUAUUCCACGUCUGAGAUUCAUCCAGGAGAGUAAUCCAGUCUUUAUUGUGCUCUUAGCAAAACCUUCAGCCACAUCUUUCUCCUUAGUUUACACUGCAGUGUUAUCUCAGGAAUAUUUAAACAAAGAAGGAGAAGACAUGGAAGAGAAAAGAGAAAGAAAUGCAAGCACAGCUUCUCUCAGACUUCUGUGACCAGCCUGUGGCAAUUUGUCAUCCCUUAGUUGAUUCAGGGAGAGGGGAGUGUUGUUCAGAGACAAGGCCUUACACCCUUCAUUUGUCUUGUAUAGACAUUCACUUCUGUCCAUUGUCAGGACAGUCAGACAGUUGAGGGCAGGUCUGGAAACAUUUUUUGAAUGCCUUUGUUCUAUAGCAUUGUCUCAACCCUUGAGUGGCAUAAGUCUUCAUGAGAAAUAUGAGAAAAUAACUUUAAUAUUUAAGGAGAUAAAGAUAUACAUAUGAAUGGGUCCAUUAUACCGCACACUUAAGACUGAUAUUUUUAAAAACAUGUUUCUUCAUGUAUCUUUAACCACCCAACAUUCAUGCUUGAUCUACUUAUUUUUUUUCUUUAUUUUUCUGUGGGGUGAGGAUGACAGUGUGGCUAGGCAACCUUCCCAGAUGAAUCCUGAUUCUCCCCUCUUAUUAUGGUUUCUGAGCUUCUUCAACCCUCUUUAGAGAGGUUUCUCCAACAGUUUUCUAGGGGUCGAAUUAGAGCCAAAACAAAACACAUAGCUAAAAUAAGUUGAAGGAUAGUGAUAAACUCAGAAAAACAAACACACAGAUCAUUUUUAAUGUUAUAAAAGAUGAUGUGAAGAUUCACUGUCAAGUAGAGCGACUAGAAUUUAAGAGGUGAGGUGGGCAUGUGUGCAGGCAAUGUGUGCUGCAUAGUUGUCACCAUGGGCAUAGUCCUGGUGUAGUGACUAAAGACUAGAACCUUUUAUCAGGGUA
Molecule: messenger RNA, 6214 nt
Organism: Equus caballus (horse)
Lineage: Eukaryota; Metazoa; Chordata; Mammalia; Perissodactyla; Equidae
Source: RefSeq, a predicted model, not a curated record